AUGAGCACGGCGUUUCUCUUCUUCUUCGUUGCGUUCAACGCGCUGCAGAACGUCGCGACGAGCAUCCACGGCGCGAGCAACAUCGGCGCGCUCUCCAUGGGCGUGCUCUACGCCGUCAUCGUCGUCUCCGCGCCGCUCGCGCCCUUCCCUAUCCGCUUCUGGCGCGCGCGCGCCGCCAUCCUCGUCGCGCAGACGGGGUUCUGGGCCUUUAUCGGGUCCAACGCGUUCACCAUAGAGUGGCUGCUUCUGCUCGCGUCGUGCUACCUCGGAGUCUGCUGGUCCGUCGUCUGGGUGGCUCAGCCAAUAGAAGACUGCCACGUGGACGACGCUACCCUGAACUUGAAGCGCCCAGCCGCCGCGCUGGCUCCCUGUCCGUCGAUUUCAUCCAGCAGGGCGCUUUCAAUCUUCACCGUUGAUUGGGAGGAGAUGGAAGAGGUGGUGGAGGAGGAGGGGGGGGAGGAAGAUGAGGAGGAAGAGGGGGAGGAAGAAAGUGAUGAGGAGGAGGGAGAAAGGGGAGGGAGGGGUGGGAAGAAGGUGAAGCACCACAUGCGAGCGAUACUGUCAGACGUGGUUGAGGAGGGGGGUGAGGGAGAGGGGGAGCAGAUGAGGGAGAAUGGGCAGUGUGAGGAGGGGAGUGCGGUUGUAGGAGUUGCAGGGAUAACUGACGACUCCUCCCCUGGCAUGAUAUCCGCUCAUACAGGCAACCCACCCCAACCGCACUGCACCUCUCAGCAAACCCGCUCUCUCCGCUCAGUCUCAUCCUUCGCCAACCACUCUUCUUUCAUUUCCUCCUCCCGCCGAGCCACCAUCCCGAGCCAAACGCCCAGGCUCGGUCCGAACCUGGCUUCUGCCCCUCCGAGACUGAGCAGGUCAUCCUCCAGCCUGACCAUCAACUCUAGGUCCGGCCGGACCAUAGCUUCGUUCCACGUCCCGUCUCUCUCCCGCAGCAUGUCCCGAUCCUCUGCGCCGUCCCACUCACGGCAGCGUUCCUUGUCCGCUUCUGCGGUGUCCGGGCGGCGAUCUUUGUCUAGUGCUGACUUCACACGCUAUGUGGUGCAGCCGCUGCUGGGAGCGCAGUGGAUGGGCGGAGCCAUGAUGGUCUUUGGAGUCGCCAUUGCUGUCUGUUGUUUCUUCGCAGCUCGCUUUGCCAAGGGCCUCUCGUCGAUUCGCCUCAUGCUGCUGCUCGGUGCUGCCUCUCAGGCAGCCGUUCUCGUCCUCACAUGGCUCUUUCAGGACAGAGCCAUGUCAAAGCCAGCAGCAUUCGCGCUGGUGUGCAGCUGUGCGCUGCUGUGGGGAAUCGGUGCCACUGCAUUUCAAUCUCAGAUUACGGCGCUCCUUCCAUUGGUCUUCCCCUCUGACGUGGACGCAGCAUACGCGCAUUGGAUUUCCUGGAGCAGUGCUGCCUGCUCCGCCUACUUCCUCUCAAGCCCAUACAUCGCCACGCCCAUCAAGAACAGCCUUCUGCUCGUCUUCUGCCUCCUCUCCGUCAUUUUCGCCGCCAUUGCUGUCAGAAUCAGUUAA
Messenger RNA from Closterium sp. NIES-65, 1521 nucleotides. The record is from the annotation of a GenBank genome assembly. NCBI's taxonomy places the organism in Eukaryota, Viridiplantae, Streptophyta, Zygnematophyceae, Desmidiales, Closteriaceae.